This is a messenger RNA of Exophiala mesophila, 1708 nucleotides long. RefSeq lists its product as uncharacterized. The transcript is spliced from 2 exons. The record is from RefSeq and is a predicted model, not a curated record. NCBI's taxonomy places the organism in Eukaryota, Fungi, Ascomycota, Eurotiomycetes, Chaetothyriales, Herpotrichiellaceae. The annotation marks the transcript as partial.
CCCACCUCCAGAGCCGACGACGACUACGAGCCCACCCCCAGAACCAACGACGACGACGAGCCCACCCCCGGAACCAACCACGACUACGAGCCCACCCCCAGAGCCGACGACGACUACUAGCGCCUCUUUUGACCCAAUAACAACGACGACUAGUCCAUCUCCGGAUUCAACCACCACAUCUAGUCCACCUCCUGACCCGACCACCACUUCCAGUCCAUCUCCUGAUACAAGUAGCACCUCUAGCCCCAGUCCUACUCCGAGCACCACCUCCAGCCCUAGUCCCACUCAGGGUUCAACUUCCCAGACAACUACCACCAGCAGUGAGGAGGAACCAUCAACUACUUCAUUGACAUCUUCACCUCCUCCUCCUUUUACCCCCUCGAGCUCGACGACUAGUUUCUCAUCCACCCCGAUCCCUGGCCCUUCAACGACAACCUCGUCCCAGCAAAUCGGGCCCACGGAUCUCACCACUACUUCCACCUCUCUGGAGCCACCUCAAUCAACCACUUCGUUUCUAACCACCACUACCUCCUCAUCAGAUGACCCGAUUCCUGACACUACCACUUCCUACUCCUCUCUGUCCACAUCUAUCCCCGACUUUUCAAGCAGCUCACAAUCCUCCAUUAACCCACAACCCGGCUCAACCACAACCACCACAUCUUUGCAGUCCACCAUUGGUCCAAAUCCGGGCUCAACUACAACUUCACUCGACGACGUAAGCACUUCGUCAUCCUCGUCAACUCUAGGAUUUUCUUCUACUUCCAGCCAGACGAUCGGUCCAAAUCCUGGCUCAACUACAACUUCAGUCGAAGAUGUAAGCACUUCGUCAUCCUCGUCAACUCUAGGAUUCUCUUCUACUUCUAGCCGGACGAUCGGUCCAAUCCCGGGCUCCACGACUUCGUCCACAAGCAAAACACCUGGCGGCUCCUGGCCGAGCUUGCCCGCUGGAGACAAAGGUUGGGAUAUUGGCCAUGGGGAAGUCACAACGACGAUUCGAGCAACGUGGAUUGAGCCAUGCCCAACAGGCCUGACGACAAUAACAACCAGUAUCUCCACUACACAUUGUGGCUGCAGAGAUGAGCCAGUGCCUACUUUCUCAUUUACCACCACCACCACUAUCUGCCCACCAGGUUGGCCAAUCACCACGCCUUAUGUCGUCACGAAGCCAGUCCCACCGCCGAGGCCAACGGCCCAUACUAAGAUUACCACGACCGAUUCCAUCGGCGAGAUUAUCACGAUUACUCGGGGCCUUUUCGCACCCACUAAAACAGUUGUUGUGCCAGUUACUGUUGUUCCUUAUGCCCCUGGAUCUAACAAUGGUCACGGAGGUCCUCCAGCAGCUGGACCUGGCGGUAGUGUAAUAACCAUUACCGGUGCCCCAGUUACUCUCACCCCGGGCGCAAAGCCAACAGGUGGAGCUUCAUCUGUCCCAGUCAACGGUUCGCCAAAUGGAGCAACUCCAGAACCUGGCUCUGGUCAAGGUAAUGGAGGUCAAGGCGGUGCUGGACAUGAUGCGGGCGGUGCACCAGGAACGGGAGAUUCGUCUGGUCACCCAGGAGACAACACGGUACCUGGACAUCCUUCUGGGCCAGCAAUUCCUCCAGCCAGCUACACGGGUGAUGCACCCGAGAUUCUUGCCCUUGGCACAACGCUUCUUCUAUCGAUUGUCAUGGUCGCCUUCAUGUUCGUUGAGUUGUCGCUUUCGUGA